AGUUUCACGGUAAUCGAGCCGCCGAAUUUUAAGGUCCCAUCAAGGAAGCACCCCUCGCAUUCUUUGGUCACAACCCGGGCGGCUAAGCACCCCACUGCACCCCUACUGUAUUCUGAUAGUAUACUUUGCUACGUAUUAUUGAUUGUUACAUUAUCUGGAGUAUAG
Molecule: messenger RNA, 165 nt
Organism: Blumeria graminis f. sp. triticale
Lineage: Eukaryota; Fungi; Ascomycota; Leotiomycetes; Helotiales; Erysiphaceae
Source: the annotation of a GenBank genome assembly